Dufourea novaeangliae is the source of this 1314-nucleotide messenger RNA. RefSeq names its product dual specificity mitogen-activated protein kinase kinase 4 (gene Mkk4). The transcript has 9 exons. Gene Ontology annotation, molecular function: ATP binding; JUN kinase kinase activity. Lineage: Eukaryota; Metazoa; Arthropoda; Insecta; Hymenoptera; Halictidae. The record is from RefSeq and is a predicted model, not a curated record. The coding region runs from base 1 to 1314 and encodes 437 amino acids. Gene Ontology annotation, biological process: MAPK cascade; protein phosphorylation.
AUGACUGAUAACCGUGGAAAUUUUUCAAUUCCAACUAAUCAAAGUUCCAGCAGAUCAUUUAGUUCUCUACGUAUGGAGUUUGGACCUAUCAAUGACGUUCAAAACGAUAUGUCAGAAAAACGAAGACAGUUGAAAUGUAGUUUUCAAACACAAGGAAGUGAGAUGACACUAAUCAAUUCAACAAAUUCUUCCCUUUCCAAUUCAACUGGAGCUACAGCAGCUUGUCCACCCAUAUCUUUUCGUCCGAGUUUGCCUUUAGCUUUACCCAAACUGCCACUGAGACCACGUACUACAAUGCCAGCAGAUCUUCCUGAUAAAGCAAGGGAUAAGUUACGAAUGUGUCAGUCCAUGCAAAGUACUGGAAAAUUGCAGCUAAAACCAAAUGUGAUAUAUGAUUUCACGAGUGAAGAUCUUCAAGAUUUAGGAGAAAUAGGACGUGGUGGUUUUGGCACUGUAAAUAAAAUGAUUCAUAGGAUAAGUAACACUGUUAUGGCUGUGAAGAGAAUUCGUUCUACGGUGGAUGAAAGGGAACAGAAGCAACUACUAAUGGAUUUAGAAGUUGUAAUGAAAUCUAAUGAAUGUCCAUGCAUCGUGCAGUUUUACGGAGCCUUAUUUAAAGAAGGUGAUUGUUGGAUUUGCAUGGAACUGAUGGACACUUCGUUGGAUAUACUUUAUAAGUUUAUCCAUGAGGUAUUGAAGGAUAGAAUACCAGAACGUAUUUUAGGAAAAAUUACUGUCGCUACAGUGAAAGCGUUGAAUUACCUCAAGGAAAAGUUGAGAAUAAUUCAUAGGGAUGUGAAACCUAGCAAUAUCUUAUUAGACCGACAUGGUAAUAUAAAACUGUGCGACUUUGGUAUAUCAGGACAGUUAGUAGAUUCUAUUGCACGCACUCGAGACGCUGGAUGCAGACCGUACAUGGCUCCGGAAAGGAUAGAUCCUCAGCGUGCCAGGGGCUAUGAUGUGAGAAGCGACGUAUGGUCAUUGGGAAUAACAUUAAUGGAAGUUGCUACAGGUUAUUUCCCAUAUCCCAAGUGGAAUUCAGUGUUCGAGCAGCUUUAUCAAGUGGUUCAAGGUGAUCCACCGCGGUUAUCGCCCAAUGAAAAUGGAAAUCAUUUUACUAUGGAUUUUGUGAACUUUGUGAAUACAUGUUUAAUUAAAGAAGAGACACAACGGCCGAAGUAUAACAAAUUGUUGGAACAUCCCUUUAUCAGAAAAGCAGAAGACGAUACAGUGGAUGUGGAUGCUUACAUAAGCGGUGUUCUUGACAACAUGGUUCUCAGGGGUUUAACGCCUUUUACCACUAAUCGACAUUAA